Messenger RNA from Castor canadensis (American beaver), 801 nucleotides. The record is from RefSeq and is a predicted model, not a curated record. Lineage: Eukaryota; Metazoa; Chordata; Mammalia; Rodentia; Castoridae.
AUGGCCAGCCUCAUUGUCAUGGACUCCCGACUCCACACUCCCAUGUAUUUCUUCUUGGGUCACCUUUCACUGCUAGACACUGCUUGUAGCUCCAAUACAGUACCUCAGGUGCUAGUGCAUCUGCUGGCUCCAGUGCAGAUCAUGCCCUGUCACGCUUGUCUUACUCAGGUAUUCUUUCUCCUCUUCCUGGCACCCUGGGAGUGCUUCUUGCUCACAGCCAUGGCCUAUGAUCGCUAUGCAGCCGUCUGCCAGCCACUGCACUACCUAGUCCUCAUGGGUCAACAGACUCGGGCAGGACUGGCUUCAAUCUCCUGCCUGCUUGCCUUAGCUAAUGCACUCAUGCAUACCAUCCUUGCAGCCCAACUUCAGUUCUGUGGGCCUCGUCUCAUCACCCACUUCUUUUGUGACCUCCCACCCUUGCUGAAGCUCUCUUGCUCCAGCACGCAGGCCAAUGAACUUGCUCUGGUUUUCUUCAGCUUUCUAGUGGCUCUUACACCCUGUGCCCCGGUCACAAUCUCCUAUGUACAUAUUGUGACUGUUCUCGGGAUUCGCUCCACUGAGGGUCAAAGAAAAGCUUUCUCCACCUGUGGUGCUCACGUCACCAUGGUGUGUAUUUUCUACCUCACUUCAGUACUCCGCCACGUCCUACCCAGCUCUGCAUAUUCUGGCGUACGAGACCGGCUGCUCUCAGUGCUGUACACGGUCCUCACUCCCAUGCUCAACCCAGUCAUCGACAGCAUGCGGAACAAGAAAGUGAAGAGGGCUUUCUUCAAGGCCCUUGGGAAAGAGAGGGUCUGCUAG